ACCUUUACAAUGGGAAAUAUACAGAUGUCCAAUCUAAAUUCUGUAGAAAUUAUUCAAAUAACAAAUACUAAAAAUCUUCAUACUAUCAACCUUCCAAAGACUCAAGCUAUAGAACGAGUUAACAUAAUAAACACAAUUGGGCUUCAUAAUUUCAGCUCUAACGCAAAAACUGUUCGUCAUGCUACUUUUUUGCAUAAUACGGAUUUGAAAGGUAUAGAGCUUUUACAACUGAAAUUUUCAGUAGUUUCCUUGAGGCAUAAUAUUGCUUUAAAGUCUUUAAAGCUACAGUCUUUGGAAUCGGGAGGGGUUAUGAUAAAAAACUGCAAAAACUUAAAUAAAGUUUCCGUGCCAAAGUUUAAAAGAGGUCAUCUUACGCUGAUUGGCAAUCCACAAUUGUCUGCUAUAAUAACGAAAAGAAACAAAUCUCGCACGACGUUAAUGGUAUCCAACUGCUCAAAAUUAAACGGAACUGAAAUUGAUGUACAAUUAAAUGAGGCCCGGAAUCACUGUAAAAGUUCAAAUUCUUCGAGUUUGUUUCACUUAAUAACUUGUGCGAUGAUUAAAAAUUUAGUCAACAGCCAGUAAUGCCAUAAGAUGAA
Zophobas morio is the source of this 599-nucleotide messenger RNA. RefSeq lists its product as uncharacterized. The transcript has 10 exons. Lineage: Eukaryota; Metazoa; Arthropoda; Insecta; Coleoptera; Tenebrionidae. The coding region runs from base 10 to 585 and encodes 191 amino acids. The record is from RefSeq and is a predicted model, not a curated record.